UUUUGCCUAAAUCUUAUUUCUGGACUGAGAUUUCAGAGAAGCUAAGCAAAGAAAACCCUUCAUUGUAUUUUGUUGUAGAUUUCAAAGUCGCACAAACACACCCCAAAUCCAGCACACCCACCCACCCACCAAUCCCAAGCGGCAAUUUAUAUUAACAAUCAACAAAGCCCACCCUAUUUUCCUCCUAUAUUAGAUUUACCCUGUUUCCAUCAGAGUUCUACUCCGAUCAGCAAUCUGAAAACAGAAAAAAUUCGACUUCCCUUUCACCCCUUUUGAUAUUUUAAUCAAUACCCUUUGAUCUUUACUAUAUAUAUUCAGGGUUUUUCAGUUGUUCAGGUCAAACCCAAAUUCUACUUUGUCUUCUCUUUGCAGCAGCCGGAAUAGUAGUAUUGGUUUCUAUCUUUUGUCUUUCUGAAGACCAACUCUGACCGGUUGAUCGUGUUUCUGGGUUUUUUGUGUGCUCCACAGAAAACCCAACUUGAAUUUUCGUACAAAGAUUUAACUUCAUACACCAUGAUCUGCUCUGUGAAACAAUCUCCGGCGAUCACGGCUGGCUGUGAUGUGUUUUUGCGGCUGAAAACACGGCAGUCGGUGCAGGGAUCUUUGCAUUUGCCGUCUCUGCCUUUGAGAAGCUUCCAGAGGUCAGCUACUCUUUCGGUGCAGAAGCCUCUGCACGUGUCUAGCAUAGAGAGCUUGGGAUCAAGAACACGUUUGAUCAAAUGUCAGGCGUACGAGGCGGAUCAGUCGGAGCCGAUCGAGCUUCCGAAGGCGGACACUCGAUCAGAGGCAGCCAAGAAGUUGAAGAUCGGAGUGUACUUCGCUAUGUGGUGGGCUCUGAAUGUGGUGUUCAAUAUUUACAACAAGAAGGUGUUGAAUGCGUACCCUUUUCCUUGGUUGACAUCGACUCUGUCUUUGGCAUGUGGGUCUUUGAUCAUGAUGGUGUCUUGGGCUACCAGGAUUGCUGAGGUGCCCAAAGUUGAUAUGGAUUUUUGGAAGGCUCUGUUUCCUGUUGCUGUGGCACAUACAAUUGGACAUGUAGCUGCAACUGUUAGUAUGUCUAAGGUUGCAGUUUCCUUCACCCAUAUCAUCAAGAGUGGAGAGCCUGCUUUUAGUGUAUUGGUUUCAAGGUUCAUACUGGGCGAGUCCUUCCCUACUUCGGUGUACCUCUCCCUUCUUCCAAUUAUUGGUGGUUGUGGUCUUGCUGCCUUGACAGAGCUCAACUUCAACAUGAUUGGAUUCAUGGGGGCCAUGAUAUCAAACUUGGCAUUCGUCUUCCGGAACAUAUUUUCAAAGAAGGGCAUGAAGGGCAAGUCCGUUAGUGGAAUGAACUAUUAUGCAUGUCUAUCUAUUAUGUCUCUUAUAAUUCUCACACCAUUUGCAAUUGCGGUGGAGGGACCAAAGAUGUGGGCAGCUGGGUUUGAAACAGCCAUGGCGCAAAUUGGUCCCAAUUUGAUAUGGUGGAUGGCAGCCCAGAGUGUAUUCUAUCAUCUCUACAACCAGGUGUCAUACAUGUCGCUAGAUGAGAUCUCUCCAUUGACAUUUAGCAUAGGGAACACCAUGAAACGUAUAUCUGUCAUAGUAUCCUCCAUCAUCAUAUUCCACACACCUGUCCAGCCUGUCAAUGCUCUUGGAGCUGCUAUUGCAAUUUUCGGAACCUUCUUGUAUUCCCAGGCAAAGCUGUGAGGAGUUUGUGCUGGGGAAGAUUUACAUAUAUCGUGUAUCAUAUGACGGGGCGGAAGGGCGACUUGUGGUAUAGAAAGAGAUGAAAGAAGUGCUGUGAAACUCCAUGGUUACUGGUUUUUUGGUUAUAUGAAUGAACCAAGAGUGUGUAAUUGUAGAUACUAAUAAUGGUUGAAACGGCACUAGUGUUAUAGAAGGAAACUAGGCACUACUUUUUGCUCUUUUUUUUUUUACAAUGAGAUUGAAGAGAAAUAUUUCAAUAAGCAAGGAUAUCUGCAACAGUGUAUCGGUUGCAUUGAGAAAGCA
Molecule: messenger RNA, 1986 nt
Organism: Argentina anserina (silverweed cinquefoil)
Lineage: Eukaryota; Viridiplantae; Streptophyta; Magnoliopsida; Rosales; Rosaceae
Product: glucose-6-phosphate/phosphate translocator 1, chloroplastic-like
Exons: 5
Coding region: 514-1683 (389 amino acids)
Biological process (GO): transmembrane transport
Cellular component (GO): membrane; Golgi apparatus
Molecular function (GO): phosphoglycerate transmembrane transporter activity; antiporter activity; triose-phosphate transmembrane transporter activity
Source: RefSeq, a predicted model, not a curated record